AUGGCGCUGAAAGCAAAGAAGGAAGCCCCUGCCCCUCCCAAAGCUGAAGCCAAAGCAAAAGCUUUGAAGGCCAAAAAGGCCAUGCUGAAAGGCAUCCACAGCCACAAGAAGAAGAUACGAAGGUCGCCCACCUUCCGCCGUCCCAAGACGCUCCGGCUCCGGAGGCAGCCCAAAUACCCUCGGAAGAGCGCCCCCAGGAGAAACAAGCUUGACCACUAUGCCAUCAUCAAGUUCCCCCUGACCACAGAGUCCACCAUGAAGAAGAUUGAGGACAACAACACACUCGUGUUCAUUGUGGAUGUCAAAGCCAAUAAGCACCAAAUCAAACAGGCUGUAAAGAAGCUUUAUGACAUCGAUGUUGCCAAGGUCAAUACCCUAAUCAGGCCUGAUGGAGAGAAGAAGGCAUAUGUUCGACUGGCUCCUGAUUAUGAUGCAUUGGAUGUUGCCAACAAAAUUGGGAUCAUCUAA
Messenger RNA from Octodon degus (degu), 468 nucleotides. Its product is annotated as 60S ribosomal protein L23a. Lineage: Eukaryota; Metazoa; Chordata; Mammalia; Rodentia; Octodontidae. The transcript has a single exon. The record is from RefSeq and is a predicted model, not a curated record. The coding region runs from base 1 to 468 and encodes 155 amino acids. Gene Ontology annotation, cellular component: ribosome; cytosolic large ribosomal subunit. Gene Ontology annotation, biological process: ribosomal large subunit assembly; translation. Gene Ontology annotation, molecular function: structural constituent of ribosome; rRNA binding.